AUGGAGAAUUUCCAGCUCAAGGAGGAGAUCCUCCGCAAAGCGUGCAGCACUGAAAAGGUACUGCUGGAGGGCUCCGAAAUCCAACUGUAUCCGGAUUUGUCCCCGGCCACCCUGGCAUACCAGAGAGCCAUGAGACCCCUUACCAGGCAGCUGCAAACAGCUAGCAUCCGGUACCGAUGGUGCUUCCCCACGGGCCCCCAAAUCGCAACACCCAAAGGACCCUUCAUGGUCACAGGAGAAGAGGACCUGGAGACACUCCAAAGAGAGCUGCACUUGACACCUGAGAAGCUCACUUGGCCGAAUCCGUUGAAUUUCUAUACCGCUGGUCCUAGGCCGCAAGGGCUGGGCCCAAACCCCAAAGAAUGCGAAACCGACGCAUGCAAACGAUACGACUCGCGGGGACGCCUAACUAAUCCGCACAUCUCUCUUGCCGACCCCCGGAACACAAAACCGGGACCCUUACCGCGAGUAGACUGA
This is a messenger RNA of Pelobates cultripes (western spadefoot toad), 477 nucleotides long. The record is from the annotation of a GenBank genome assembly. Lineage: Eukaryota; Metazoa; Chordata; Amphibia; Anura; Pelobatidae.